Messenger RNA from Cyclospora cayetanensis, 504 nucleotides. RefSeq names its product UPF0746 protein DDB_G0281095. Bases 1 to 504 code for a protein of 167 amino acids. The record is from RefSeq and is a predicted model, not a curated record. The transcript is spliced from 6 exons. NCBI's taxonomy places the organism in Eukaryota, Apicomplexa, Conoidasida, Eucoccidiorida, Eimeriidae.
AUGCAACCCGAACAAGCACACCAGCAACAACAGCAACAGCAUCAUCAUGAGAAGCAACAGCAACAGCAACAGCAUCAUCAUGAGAAGCAACAGCAACUGCAACAGCAUCCCCCAGAUCCUUCGAAAAGGAGAAGAAGCACAACCGUUAGCCAGGACCACGCGGGUUGCUACUUAGCGUAUGACCAGAACCUGUCAAAAUGGAUUGCAACGUGGAGUCCGGUUUAUAUGCUUGAAGCUGCUGCCAUUUUAAGUCCUCGCGUAAAAGUGCCGCAAUUCAAGUACAAUAAAAAGGAACGGGUGGUCCUCGAGGGUGAAAAAAGCGCUUCAAGAGAUGUGAAGAAGGACUACUAUUCAGGCAUUUGCAGCUUCUUCAAAUUGGUUCGUGACUUCAAGGGUGACCUUACACUACUACCCGCUGCUGAGGAUUUCGAGCUCAAAGAAAUGAUCUUAGUUGGACUGCACGGAAAUGAGGAGCCAUGCGAAUGCGCAUUCAUUAGAAUUUAA